ACGAUGCUGUCAGAAAGCUGGAAAAGAAAAAUCUGAUACGAAAAUAGCUCUUUAAAUACACACAAAAAUUUCCAAUUUGGUCAACCUUCUAAUUUCUAGCUCUUCAUUAUCCUAAUGGUUUUGUUUGUAAUUUCCUUCAAUUUUAAGGCUCCUUUUAUUUAUGUGUUGAUUCUCACGUCAGUCGUCACCCUCUAACCUGUCUACCACCUUUUUCCAGUAUCUCUCAACGGCAACUCAAAAUUUUCAACGACCGGAGACAAACCCGGAAAAUCCGGUUCAGUCAAGAAACCGAGUCGGUUUUCUCGUGAGAGAGAAGAAACUUUUUUGAAAUUCAAAGGAAAACGGAUGCCGAUCCCGGAAUCAGACCGCCAAAGAGCGGCUAGAGGGAAAAAUCCGAUGUCUUCUUCGGUUCGACCGGCGGGUCGAGCUAGAGUUCCACUCCGUCAGCUAUUUCGAGUCGCUUCCGUGGCUUGUGGGAUACAAUUCGGUUGGGCUUUACAGCUUUCUCUCUUGACACCUUACGUUCAAGAGUUAGGUAUACCUCACCAGUGGGCUAGUAUCAUAUGGCUUUGUGGGCCGCUUUCUGGUCUACUGGUGCAGCCUUUGGUAGGUCAUAUGAGUGAUCGAUGCACCAGUAAGUUCGGUCGUCGCCGGCCGUUUAUUGUUGCUGGUGCAAUUUUGAUUGUCGUUGCCGUUUUGAUCAUCGGUCACUCUGCCGAUAUCGGAUGGUUGUUCGGCGAUAAUAAAAGCUCUCGUCCGGGAGCUGUCCUGGCUUUUGUUUUCGGGUUUUGGAUUCUUGAUGUUGCUAAUAACACCACUCAAGGUCCUUGUAGAGCUCUUCUUGCUGAUCUUACCGGAAAGGACCAUCGAAGAACUCGAGUGGCAAAUGCUUACUUCUCUCUGUUCAUGGCUGUUGGCAAUGUUCUUGGUUACGCAACAGGAUCAUACAGUGGUUGGUAUAAGAUUCUUCCAUUUACCAUGACAGAUGCCUGCGAUGUUGAUUGCGCGAAUCUCAAGUCUGCUUUCUUUCUAGACAUUAUCUUUAUUGCAAUUACUACAUAUCUCAGUGUUUUAGCUGCUAAGGAAGUACCUCUAGGUUCUCGUGAUAGAUCUACACCCUUUCAAGAAGAGGGGCUUGAAGGUGGCCAAGCUGAAGAAGCUUUUCUAUGGGAACUAUUUGGAACAUUUAGAUAUUUCUCAGCGCCUAUAUGGAUAGUCUUGUCUGUUACUGCACUGAAUUGGAUAGGAUGGUUCCCUUUUCUUCUCUUUGAUACUGACUGGAUGGGUCGAGAGAUCUAUGGUGGUCAACCAAAUGAGGGGGAUAACUAUAAUGCUGGGGUCAGAAUGGGCGCAUUCGGAUUGAUGCUGAAUUCUGUUGUUCUAGGAAUUACUUCAGUGCUUAUGGAGAAGCUUUGUAGCAAAUGGGGAGCUGGUUUUAUCUGGGGAGUUUCAAACAUUCUUAUGGCUCUAUGCUUUCUUGCAAUGCUGGUUCUGUCAUAUGUGGCCAAUCAUUUGGAUUAUAUUGGUCAUGGUCUACCCCCAGUUGGCAUUGUCAUUGGUGCACUAGUGAUUUUUUCCUUCCUUGGUAUUCCAUUGGCUAUUACUUAUAGUGUUCCAUAUGCCUUGAUAUCCUCACGUAUUGAAUCUUUGGGACUCGGCCAAGGAUUAUCAAUGGGUGUCCUAAAUCUUGCUAUUGUUAUUCCACAGGUUGUGGUGUCUCUGGGAAGUGGACCAUGGGAUCAACUAUUUGGUGGUGGAAACUCACCAGCUUUCGCAGUAGCAGGUGUUGCAGCCCUCACCGGUGGACUGGUAGCAAUCUUGGCUAUCCCUCGAAGUAGUUCACAGAAGCCCAGGGUCGUCCUCCCAUGAGAUUUAUUGAAUUCUGGAUGGGACAACUUAUCUGAAAAUAAGUGGAGAAAUUUUUUAUUUUUGGGAUGAAAUACUUGUCCACCCGCUGGAAAAUCUUGGUGAAAGGCUUGAUUCGAGAAUUAGUCCCAGGACUGCUUCCCUUAGCACCACAAGAUAAGUAGCUGCUGAUUUGGUAUCUAUUCUUUAUCAAAACUUAAAACUUUUUAUUAUUUUUAUUUUAUUGAAAGGAAAUGCUUGCAAUUUGCAUAUUUGUGGUCUAAUCAUUAUAUAUUGGAAUAUCAUGCAUUUUGUGCCCCAGUUUGUAGUAUUAAGGUGGUGAAACUGUGCUGAUUGCAACCUUGGGGGAGACAUGUUUUAUAUGCUUUGAUUUUAUUUUAUUUUUUAUAUGAAAAAAGCUUCAUUUAUUUGUGCUGUUCAUGAUUGCUCUGUUCUUUUGUAAUAUUUUACAUAAUUCCCCCCUGUUUUUGUUGCUUUGCUUGAUAUCUGAACAUUCGAAUAAAUUCUUGGGUUUUAUUGCAUUCUUAUCAAAAUUGGUCAAAA
Molecule: messenger RNA, 2409 nt
Organism: Gossypium raimondii (Peruvian cotton)
Lineage: Eukaryota; Viridiplantae; Streptophyta; Magnoliopsida; Malvales; Malvaceae
Product: sucrose transport protein SUC4
Exons: 6
Coding region: 346-1869 (507 amino acids)
Biological process (GO): sucrose transport; transmembrane transport
Cellular component (GO): vacuole; plasma membrane
Molecular function (GO): sucrose:proton symporter activity
Source: RefSeq, a predicted model, not a curated record